AUGAAGAACCUGGAACAAUCAAAUCAAAGGGACUUCGACGUCGUCGGACCAAGAGCGCCUGCCGCCCUGUCCUUCCAUCAUUCUGGUUCACGUGGAGGGAAACUAGAAGAGCAGCAACGUGGUUGCGCUCCACUGCAGCACUACGAGUUUCACGGCGCUUCACGAACUCCACGGCUACGAGCUUCCUUCUCCCUGCCUGCGACGCUGCUGCGCGGCGAAGACGGCUACAUCAAAGUCAUCAACAUGGGCUCGGAGACCAUCAUGUGGCCGCCGGGCGAGAUCCUGCCGAGGGCCAACAGCUGCGAGGAGCCACAGCCAAACAGCCAGGAUGGCCGAAUGUAACGGACGUGACGUCAGCUGUCAUGCCCUGCCGCCAGCCAAGCCGCCAAGCCAUAUUAACACGCCCCCUUCCGCCACCGCCGCCGCCGCCAGCCAAAGCCAACGAAGGGGGGAUAGUGUUAAUAAAACAAGCCAUGCCAGCCAUUUCUACCUGCUUUCUGCAUUCUUGCACAAAUAAAAGAACUUGUCGUUA
This is a messenger RNA of Bombyx mori (domestic silkworm), 532 nucleotides long. RefSeq lists its product as uncharacterized. The record is from RefSeq and is a predicted model, not a curated record. The transcript has 2 exons. The coding region runs from base 1 to 342 and encodes 113 amino acids. NCBI's taxonomy places the organism in Eukaryota, Metazoa, Arthropoda, Insecta, Lepidoptera, Bombycidae.